AUGGCACCCAAGCAAUCUUUCAAAGUACACUCUUUGAACCGGCUCAUCGAGGAUACGAACAAAGGCCUCAGUGCUGAAGCCCACUACAACAAGCGGCGCGCCAAUAAGUCGACAGCUUCGAUCAAGAAGGAACCUGGCGCCAUUGAUAGGGCCAUCUUUGGCAACAACUCCGAGGACGAUGAGAGCGACGGUAGCAGCAGUGGAAGCAGUGACGAAGACGGCUCCGACUUUUUGCAGAAGCUUCAAGCUACAAAAACAUCCACUGCUAUAGCUCCCGUGAGGCCCGCCAAGAAGCCCUCCAAGAAAGACGAGAUAGCCGACAGCGACUAUGAGCGCCAGUCAAACUUCAAGAAGGCCGCGCCCGUCAAAUCAAAGCAACCUGGGCAGCCCAAGACUUCUUCAUCGGAUGACUCGAGCAGUGAAUCCGAGUCUGAGUCUGAGCCUGGGCUGAAGUCAACCCAAGGUGAACAGAAAGUGAGAGCAAACGGAGCGCCCUUGAAAAUCGUUGCUCCCUCCAGCUCAUCCAGCUCCGACUCCAGCUCCGGUUCCGAUUCAGCAGAGGACGAAGGGGCUACAAGCAGCAGUGAUGAUUCGCGAGCUAAGAAAGCCGCUGUGACAAAAAGCAAAGACACAAUGUCUUCGGACGAAGAGUCUGGCAAUAGUGCCAGUGAUUCUGACAGUGGUAACGAAAGCGAACCAGCACUUUCUACGAAAUCCAAGCCGGGGACAACGUCCGCCAAUGGCACUUCGACAAAUACCACCUCGGAGACAAGCUCCAGCGAUGAAGGUACCGAGAACCAGAACGAGACGGUCACCGAGACAAAACCAAUCGCUACGGGGAAGCCAGCUCCCGAUAAGCCGUCAGAUAAUUCUUCAUCUGAAGACUCGAGCGAGGAGGACGCGGACGUGUCCAUGCAUAUUGCUGAUCGUGAACGUGGUCAUCAGGCAACUCUUCCAGAUUUUAUCGCUCCGGACUUUGUCCUGCGCAAAAGUGACGACGGGGCCAACGGACAGGACGUCGCUCGCAUUUGCAACCAGGCCAAUUUGCAAGGAAAACAAGUUUGGUACUUCACAGUGCCAGCCAACGUGCCCAUCUCGGUUGUACAGAAUAUGGAGAUUCCUAUGAACCAAUCUCAAACGGGAAAUAGCAUCUUCUCACACGGUGGCGAAGAUUAUGGCAUUUCUGUCGACAGCAUGACUCCAAAAAGCUCUAUCCAAAUUCUAAUCCCUUCUUCUGACGGAGCUCGAUAUCAAUCCGGUAAGACUUCUUUGAGGUAUCGCUGUUCUUGUCCUGCAGGCAUGGCUAACCGAUGUUUCUGUUCAGCCUCCCGAUCAAUCGAUCAAGUACUGCAAGUUAAAAAAAUCACUCAACUUGGUCAAGCUUCCGCGACGGCGUCUUCCGUGGGCCCAGCUCCGAAGCCACCGCCUCGACAACAACCAGAGGGUCUAAAAGCCCGAUACAAACCCUUUGGGGUCAACAGUCCCAUGGGUCAGAUUGGUGUGGAUCUAUCCUUCGAGGUGGAAAAUGACACAGAGAUGGCAGGUGCUCCCGCCCAGGGCAGCACGCAGAGCAAGUCGGACAAGAAGGAGAAGAGGAAGAAUCAGAAGGGAAAGGGGCAGUCUGAGGCUCCAAGCAAGGGCAAAAGAAAGCACAUCUCUUCUGAGGACGACGCGGUCGCUGCAGCAGAACAGCUUAUGGAGGAGAAUCUGUCGGCAGAAACCAAGUCCAAGAAGCAGAAGACUGAGCGCUCUGGGAGUCCAGAUCUCGGAUCGGACGCGCCGUCGUCGUCGGCUGUCUCGAAGAAACAGAGGCUUUUCGUCCCCCCGGCCAUUCCGGCAUCAACGCCGUCGUCCAAGUCCAAGUCGAGCAAGUCCAAGCCCGAGACGCCGGCGUCAAAGCCACGUGAAACGGCAGUUCCUGUCCCCCAAAUCCCGGGCUCCGCCCAACCCAAGGUUUCCCCCGUCCCGAUCCCUCAACCUGGCGUGACGUCCACGCCGCUCACGAGCAAAUCCGCCAAGAAGUCGAAGAAGAAGACGAAAACGCCGGAUGUCACAGCAGAAACACAGAGUCCAACAUCAAGCACACAGCCUGCAGGCAAAACCAGCAGGAACAAGGUGACUCCUGUACCAAUGCCAAAGCUCCACACGACAGGUUAG
Molecule: messenger RNA, 2157 nt
Organism: Metarhizium album ARSEF 1941
Lineage: Eukaryota; Fungi; Ascomycota; Sordariomycetes; Hypocreales; Clavicipitaceae
Product: DNA-directed RNA polymerase I, subunit RPA34.5
Exons: 1
Coding region: 1-2157 (718 amino acids)
Biological process (GO): transcription by RNA polymerase I
Source: RefSeq, a predicted model, not a curated record